UAGGAUUUUUGCCAUGGUUUUGUUGUUCCCGCAGCUCCGAUGGGGCCCCGGGGGGGAUGCGAUGAGUUUUGCUCCGUCUGCCGGACAAUCCCCCCCUUGUCCCAAGCUGCCUCUGAGAGCCAUUCCCCAAAGUGUUUCUGAACAGUUGCUCCUUUUUUUUCCCCAUUUAUCUGCAGGAGCCAUCAGCCAAAACCCUGUUCCCCAGUAAGGAGGGGAAGCCCCUGCUGGAAUCCCAGUGGGCAGCCUUGGGUUACAGGCUGUAUUAAGGAAGGGCUGGAAUAAAAGGCUUAAACUUGUCAGGCAAAGGCUGUAACGAAGCUCUGGCGUGGCUUUCAUGGGACCAUGACGACCAGGGGAAUUUCCAUGCGGGUGGUGGAGGCUGGAUCCGGGUCUCCCCCAGCGAUGAAGAGGAGCGGGAUGUACUGGUGGCUCGUCACCGUCCUGGGGGUGCUGAGCGGACCUGGCGCGGGGGCCGGGAGCUGCGGACCCCGGGAGCACGGGACGCCGGGAUGCCCGCCCGGAGAGGAGCCUGCCGGGACGUGCAGCUCGGCGCAGGGUCCGGUGGGGACGUGUCGAGCUUGUCCCCCUGGCACCUUCUCACCGGGGGACACAUCCUGCUCCGCUCACACCCGCUGCCGAGCCGGGAACAGGAUCCUGGUGGCACCGGGAACGGCGAUGACCGACAGCCGCUGCGGAGCCUGCCUGCCGGGGUUUUACAGCCCUGAAGGGGAGAGGGAGCCCCGGGGCCGGUGUCUGCCCUGCGCCGAUGCUCCCCGCAGCACCCCGGGGUGCCCAGCCCGGCGGCGAGCCCGCAGCCCCGAAACACUGGGCCGGCCGGCGGGGACCAACAGGACGUGGGUGACCCUGAUGGGUGAGGAAGAGGAGGAGGAGGAGGAGGCGGCGGCGGCGCAGGCGGCCGUGCUGACCAUCGUCCCGGUCUUCUGCGCCAUGGGGUUGUUGGGCAUCCUGGUCUGCAACCUGCUGAAGAAGAAGGGUUACCACUGCACCGCCAGCAAGGACCCCCAGCCCGGCGGCACCGGUCCCAGCUCCAUCUACCAGCUGGAGGAUGCCAACGAGGACACCAUCGGGGUGCUGGUGCGGUUGAUCACUGAGAAAAAAGAAAACGCUGCGGCGCUGGAGGAGCUGCUGAAGGAGCAUCACAGCCAACAGCCGAUGCCACCACCGGGCUGCACCCCCCCAAAUAAGCUGCACCUCCUGCCUCAGUUUCCCCUCGCCUGCCGGCACCAGCAGCACCUCCACACAGUGCAGGGUCCGGCCCCGUGCGCCCGCUGCAGCCAGAAGAAGUGGCCCGAGGUGUUGCCAUCGCUCGGUGCCACCAAGGUCCCCAAACCUGGGGGUCGUCCCAGUGAGGUCACCAUCCUCUCCAUCGGCAGGUUUCGAGUGUCCCGGAUCCCCGAGAUGAGGAGCGAGGCAGGGGGUGAACCCCCCCGCGGUCCCCUCCCUGCCGGUAGCGGGAUGAGGCCCCCGUGGUUGAAAAGCAUCGACGGCCCCCCCGAGCUAGCACCUGCCCUGGGGGCUGCCUCAGGGGGACGGUGAGACCCACAAAGACCCCCCACGGCGGGGAUGGAGGAUGUUGGGCACCGCGUGAAAGCCAGUCCCGCUUGGAGCCACGAAGUGCUGGAGGUGGCAGCUUGGCUUCUGCUCCUGCCACCAAGGUGUCCACCGGCAGCACGGCAAAUCCAACAUCUUGCCCGGCUGGUGAGAAGGAUUCCCUGUCCCCGAGGUCCAGUGGUGGCCACGGCAUGGUGGCCUGAUGGAGAGCAUCUCCAGGAGCCGUGACGCCGGAGCACGGCUCCGUUGGAGGCACCGUGCAAUGGAGGACGUCGCGCGGUCAGGAUGCCAUUUCUCGGUCACCUUCUGGGUCUGUUGAACUGAAGCCUCUCCAGGAACAUCGUGGGCUCUUGAUUUCCCUCCAUCACCAGGUGCCAGCGCUUAACACCACAAGCUAAUGACAGUGUCUGGAUCGUGGGACAACUCCCACCCUACAAACAACCCAACUGGGGCAUGCAUGGUUGCUCUGGCCAAAGCUGGUUUCCUGCAUCUACAUUGCCUCAAUCAGCCCAGGAGGACAUGGUGGUGAUGCUCUGCUCACCGUGAAGAUGACACACUCCACUUUUCCAUAGGAGCUGUUCCUAUAGGAUCACGUUGGCUUGGCCAUGUUGGGACAACGCACCCAAGGUUGGGUUGGAGACCAUCAAGCUCCACCACCAACCUAGAAAUGGGUUUAUGGCUGGUCCCAUUCACUUCCCCACCACAUCACCGCGCCAAAAAACCAACCACCAAACCAUCUCGGGCUCUUUUAUUUAUUUUUUUUUUUUUUUUGGAAACAUUUUAAUAGUUAUUGAAUGUUCUACAUCUUACAGUAAAUAUCGUACAGUUACAAACUCUUGGCUGAAAUCUGUCAGGGAGAUCACGACCUGAUCUUCAGAACCAAAACCAGAACAGAAAACAAACAGGAAAAAAAAAACAACCCCAAAUUUACACGUCAGAUGGACAAACCGAGGCUGUGGGGCUUUCCAGGGCAUCAGUUCAAGGCCAUGUUCCCUACAUACCUUUGAGACUUAGACUUGGAAGACAUGGUUACUCUUGGUUUUAAUUAUUUUUUCAUGGUUUUUUUGGUUUUUUUUAAAUCUGUUUUUGCUUAAGAGGUCCAAUAAUAUUUAAAAAUGA
This is a messenger RNA of Harpia harpyja (harpy eagle), 2691 nucleotides long. RefSeq names its product RELT TNF receptor (gene RELT). The record is from RefSeq and is a predicted model, not a curated record. Lineage: Eukaryota; Metazoa; Chordata; Aves; Accipitriformes; Accipitridae. The transcript is spliced from 12 exons. Gene Ontology annotation, biological process: apoptotic process. Bases 343 to 1557 code for a protein of 404 amino acids.